AAGUAGAACUACAAAUCCCAUCCUGCGUUUCCCAAAGCAGCCAAUGAGCAUUCAGCGUCCUUGCUACGCGAUGUCCGUCAUCCAAUCAAAUAGCAGCAUGCUGUGUCACAUGACUUCGCCUUCAUUCUGCUCUGAAGGGACGUAGCCGUGCGUCCUGCGGGAGAUACUCCGAAACGUACGCAUCGCGCCGUCAGUGUCGCGUUUUCUCCUGUUCCAGCGAGUCAGAAAAGCGCCGCUCAGCUGGUUGUGUUCGGGGAGAGCCCCGCGGAAGCGAACAAACAUGCCGGUCCGUACCGACUGCUGUCAGGGCUCGUCGUUGGCCUGCACGGCCUCGGCCUCGGCCUCGGCCUCUCUCGUGCCGCCCCCGCCGAUCAAUACCCAUCAGCCCGGCGUCAACACCUCUCUGCUGUACAGCGGCUCCCAGUUCCGCGGAUACCAGAAGAGCAAAGGAAACUCGUAUGAUGUCGAGGUGGUUCUGCAGCACGUGACCAUGGAGGACUCGUACCUGUGUGGCUACCUGAAGAUCAAAGGUCUAACAGAGGAAUAUCCCACACUCACUACAUUCUUUGCUGGGGAGAUCAUAAGCAAGAAACGGCCUUUUUUAACCAGGAAAUGGGACGCGGAUGAGGACGUCGACCGAAAACACUGGGGGAAGUUUCAGGCAUUUUAUCAGUACGCAAAAAGCUUCAAUUCGGAUGAUUUCGACUAUGAAGAACUAAAGAAUAGUGAUUACGUCUUCAUGCGGUGGAAGGAGCAGUUCCUAGUUCCAGAUCACACAAUCAAAGACAUCAGCGGUGCUUCCUUCGCUGGCUUCUACUACAUCUGUUUCCAGAAGUCUACAGCCACCAUAGAGGGUUACUACUACCACAGAAGCUCUGAAUGGUAUCAAUCUUUGAAGCUCACACACGUCCCUGAACGCAGCGCACCCAUCUACGAGUUCCGGUGACACUGAAGUCCUGGAGGUGAAUCUACAGCGGACAUGAGAGGAACGGUCUAAUGAUUACGCCCAGGACCCGGCUGUCCUCUCCCCUCAGUGAAGGGUUCAGAUGAUGGAGAACUCUGUCAGGAGACGGUCUGCACAAGCCAGUGGGAUUCGGGGAUUCGCAGCAGUGUUAGCGUUUUGCUUUUCCUUUUUUAGUUUUUACCGCUUCUGUCCUCCGAUCAUCUUAGAAAACUAUUUUUAUCCUGAAGGUUCGGGGAUUAAAACCACAGUUUUUCUUUGCCCUGGAUGCAUUAUUUUUUUCGCCUUGUAAUUUGAUAAAACAGCAUGGCCAAUCUAGGAGUUUGUUUUAAUUAAUUUUUUAACCGUUGUCUGUGACAGGACUGUGAGCGGGACGGCGUAUGCAGACACUGGGAUGUCUCUCGAAGGCGUAUCAAAGAUUCAGUGUGCGUUACGAUGGAUGCAUAGAGUUGCUAUUGUCUGCGGCUUGCUUGGCCCUCAGACGGUGUUUUUUAUUAACGUAAGGUGUAUCAUCAAAAGUCUCAGAUAUAGCAGCUGGGUCCUUGGCUUCUACGUGUGAUAUAUUUUUUAUGAUGAAAUGAAACGGAGUCAGGUGUUUUGGAAAGAGGUAUAUAUAUAUAUAUUAAUCCAUGGUGGUAAAGCUAUUUGUAAAGCUGCUUUGGAUGAAACAUUUCUUUGGGAUUUUGGAAGAAAAAAAAUCUGUAGUUUUACGCUCCUUGUUUUGCUAUGCAAGCUGAAAAAAUCUCAGUUUAUAAGAAUCUCAAGUAUAUGGAAGUCUGUUUCCACCACGCAAUACGAACGUUAAGGUAGUUGUGACUUUUUUUGUAUUACACAAUUCCUAAUUUAUUUCUGGAAAUUGUGAGCGUAUAUCUUAGUUAUUUUAGUUAACCUCUUGCAAUUUUUUCCCCAAAAUUCUGAGUUAACAUC
This is a messenger RNA of Sinocyclocheilus rhinocerous, 1888 nucleotides long. Its product is annotated as glucose-induced degradation protein 4 homolog. Gene Ontology annotation, cellular component: GID complex. The record is from RefSeq and is a predicted model, not a curated record. The transcript is spliced from 6 exons. Gene Ontology annotation, biological process: negative regulation of gluconeogenesis; proteasome-mediated ubiquitin-dependent protein catabolic process; protein catabolic process in the vacuole. The coding region runs from base 281 to 946 and encodes 221 amino acids. NCBI's taxonomy places the organism in Eukaryota, Metazoa, Chordata, Actinopteri, Cypriniformes, Cyprinidae.